Molecule: messenger RNA, 2202 nt
Organism: Doryrhamphus excisus (bluestripe pipefish)
Lineage: Eukaryota; Metazoa; Chordata; Actinopteri; Syngnathiformes; Syngnathidae
Gene: faxdc2
Product: fatty acid hydroxylase domain containing 2
Biological process (GO): lipid biosynthetic process
Molecular function (GO): iron ion binding; oxidoreductase activity
Source: RefSeq, a predicted model, not a curated record
CCGGGGGUGACACUAGUCAGCUGACGUGCAGUGAGCCAAUCACAAGUGGAGCUGGGCUGUAAACAAAAGCUAUGGUGUAAAAAACGAAGUGCCGCAGUGAGGGACAUGUCAGUGGAGAGAGAGGACAAAGACAUGAGGGUAGCACAACCAAGAAGCAGACAGGAGGCCUCCGGAGGACUGUGGGACUCCGUAAAAAAGGCAGCCUUCGUCAUCGGAUCCGGGAUCUUGUUCCUGGCGGCCUUUGGUAACUCGCUGACAUGGCAUCUUCAGAGGUUUUGGGGAGCGUCAGGAGACUUUUGGCAGAACUUGUGGAGCAAACUUUAUGUCAUGUUUGAGGGUCACAGCGAAGCUCUAUUCUACAUGGGGACGAUGCUGGUGCCCACUGUGGUGUUCUGGGGUUUCAAUGCUCUGCUGCUAUUGGUGGACACCACAGGUAGACCCUCCUUCAUCACCCGCUACCGUAUUCAAGAGGACAAGAACAAUCCGGUGGACCCAGUCAAGCUGCGUCAGGCGUUGAGAACGGUGCUCUUCAACCAGGUCUUCAUCUCCGCCCCCAUGGUGGUGGCAGCCUACCACCUGACAUCCUGGAGGGGAAACCCGUGUGGCCCUGAGCUGCCCACCUUCCACUGGGCCUUGAGCGAGCUGGCCUUCUUCUCCAUCUUGGAGGAAGUCUUGUUCUACUACUCACACAGGCUGUUCCACCAUCCCAGUCUGUACAAACAUUUCCACAAGCAGCACCACGAGUGGACCGCCCCCAUUGGCCUGGUGGCCACCUAUGCUCACCCACUGGAGCAUGUGUUCUCCAACCUGCUGCCGGUGGUGAUCGGACCAGUGGUCCUGGCCUCCCAUUUGUCCACCACAUGCACCUGGUACUGCUUAGCUCUGGUCAGCACCACCAUCUCCCACUGCGGGUACCACCUCCCCUUCCUGCCCUCCCCAGAGUUCCAUGACUUCCACCACCUCAGGUUCAACCAAUGUUUCGGCGUAUUCGGUGUUCUGGAUCGCCUCCACGGGACAGACGCCAAGUUCAGACAGACUAAGCAAUACGAGCGGCACACCUUGCUUACCAACCUGACCCCGCUUACAGAGAGCAUCCCCGACACCCCCAAGAAAAGCCAAUGAGCACCUAAGGACGAGACAAUUCAUUCUUAAUCAUUUUGUAUUUACACAUAUGAACAUAGGAUCAUUGUUAGAACUGUACCUUUAUACUGACUGAUGACCACACCAUCUCAGGUAGAAUCGUGAAGAAAAUCACGUGGCCCUGACGGCUAAAACUACAAUAGUACAACAAACAUCACAUUCUUAGACUGUACCAUGAAAGUAUGUCUCUUAGCGGCUAGAACAGGGGUCGGCAACCUUUACUAUGAAAAGAGCCAUUUCACCCACUUGCCCACUAAAGAAAAAUAGCCUGGAGCCGCAAAACGUUGUAUAUUUAAAACAACAUUGGAGGGAAAAAAAAAGACGAGUUGGAGUACUCUUGCUAGUACUGGAGAUAAACUUUUGUUUUUAAAUGAGCUCUAAUUUAUUUUUUAGAAUCGUCAAAUAACUCAUUAAUAAUAAUUAAUAACUCAAAUAACUCAAAGUAUUACUCAUUUCCCUUCAUGUUAACCUGUCAGAGAGAACAGGAUAGCAUCCUGUCUGCUCAUUCAGUCACCAGUCAGAACUCAGUCAGGAUGCAUUCAUGGUCUCACACAAAGUUGGAUUUUUGUAAACUCAUAACAAAGACGUGCAUUUUCACCACACGGGUGCUAAAAAAUAUUCAAGCAUUGCAAAGGGAGCCGCAACAAAGAGGCUGGAGAGCCACAUGCGGCUCUGGAGCCGCGGGUUGCUGACCCCUGGGCUAGAAGAAGAAACUACAACAAUCUGCGUCUGUACAGUACAAUGUAUACCUCCUAGUGGCUGAAACAAGAAACUACAAAAAGGACGAUGUCACGGCAUUACUCUCCAUGUGCAAGUAUGCCCCCUAGUGGCUGUGAUCAGUGCCGUGAAUCAAGAAAUCAACUUUCCUGACAGAAUCACCUUUUUAAAAAGUCACGGCUUUAAACAUAUGGACCUGUUCUGUACGUUUAAUACUACAGCACUUGUAUUUAAUCGCUGCUCCACUUGUGUGCACUUUGAGACAAUUGUAAUGUUAAAAAUUGAAAUUAUUUGUGUGUUUUAAUUGCAAGCUGUACAGUCAAAACAUAAAACAGGCAGCCUUUG